Aspergillus udagawae is the source of this 426-nucleotide messenger RNA. RefSeq names its product phosphatase YCH1. Gene Ontology annotation, molecular function: protein tyrosine phosphatase activity. The record is from RefSeq and is a predicted model, not a curated record. Bases 1 to 426 code for a protein of 141 amino acids. The transcript is spliced from 2 exons. Lineage: Eukaryota; Fungi; Ascomycota; Eurotiomycetes; Eurotiales; Aspergillaceae. Gene Ontology annotation, cellular component: cytoplasm; nucleus.
AUGCCCUCAAUCACAAUAGCAACUCUUCCCCGCAUGACUCGGGAUGCUCUCUCUGAGCUGCUUCUCUCGACCAGUUCUCCCAACAAGCUCGCCAUUAUCGACGUAAGAGAUUCGGACCACAUCGGCGGGCAUAUUCAUUCCUCCACCUGGGUUCCAAGCUCAUCACUCGACUAUCGCAUGCCGGAACUGGUUCGAACGCUCAAAGACAAAGAAAAGGUUGUAUUCCACUGUGCCCUGAGCCAACAGCGCGGCCCCUCUGCCGCCCUCCGCUACGUGCGAGAGCGAGAGGCAGCAUUGGGUCCUGAAGAAAGCAAGAAGCAACAGGUCUAUGUCCUCGAGGGCGGGUUUGUCCAGUGGCAGGAGAAAUAUGGUAAAGACACCCGGCUGACAGAGGCGUACGUCGAGGAUAUAUGGAGAGAGUAUUGA